AAUCAGGGGCAUGCCACAAUUCUUAGGAUCCAUUGGGCUGGAUUCUCAAUUUCUCAUAAUCCCAAUUUUUAUAAAAAUUAAAAUGUUGAAUGUUGGUUCAACCCAUCAAAUUCCCGUUUUUUGUUCUCGGUUUUUUCCCCACUUGUUGGCCGCCGCAGACAACGGAGCCUGAACGUAAACUCCCAAAUCCCCAUCCUCCCUCCGAGUCAUUCGCACCUCUAGACUUCGCAUCACUCCUCCACGACUCGGGCAGUCUGUGCGUGUAGCUCGCGACAGAGGACGAAUUGACUCGUCUAAUCCACAACUUCACUCCCCGCCUCCUCUGUCCUCAGGUUCCUAGCAAUGCGAAAACCGAGAUCAAGGGACUUCCACAAGCAGCAACGGCUUGCAGAGGAAGAUGAGAUAAAGCUUUUGGACUCAUGGAUUCAAUCCCAGAAACCGGACUCCGGAUGUAACCCUAUGUCAUUUGCCCCUUUAUCCUCCAAGGACCCUGUAGGUCGCAUUGAUGGCAAUACAUUUUCGCGUUAUGUGGGUGUCACGAGGUUUGACCAAUUGCCAAUUUCCAAGAAAACCAAGGAUGGAUUGUUAGAAGCUAAGUUUGUUAAGAUGACCGAUAUCCAAAGGGCUUCUUUGCCCCAUGCGCUUUGCGGGCGAGAUAUUUUGGGUGCAUCAAAAACUGGGUCUGGAAAAACCUUGGCUUUCAUUAUUCCGGUCUUGGAAAAGUUAUAUAGAGAGAAAUGGGGGCCUGAAGAUGGGGUAGGCAGCAUCAUCAUAUCCCCUACAAGAGAAUUAGCUGGUCAACUCUUUGAUGUUUUAAAAAGCGUUGGUAAGCACCAUAUUUUCAGUGCUGGCCUGCUGAUUGGUGGUCGAAAGGAAAUUAAUGUUGAGAAAGAACGCGUAAAUGAGCUGAACAUUUUGAUCUGCACACCUGGUCGCCUUCUACAACACAUGGAUGAAACCCCAAACUUUGAUUGUUCACAGAUUCAGGUGUUGGUGCUAGAUGAGGCAGAUCGGAUUCUUGACAGUGGAUUUAAGAAGGAACUAAAUGCGAUAAUAUCACAGCUUCCUAAGCAUAGACAAACCCUACUCUUCUCAGCAACUCAAACUAAGUCUGUUGAAGUUCUUGCAAGACUAAGUUUAAAGGACCCAGAGUAUCUGAGUGUCCAUCAAGAGUCUGUGACUGCCACCCCUACUCUCUUGAGACAGCUUGUGAUGAUUGUUCCUCUGGACCAAAAGUUAGAUAUGCUGUGGAGUUUCAUAAAGUCCCAUCUUAACUCCAAAAUACUUGUCUUUCUCUCUAGCUGUAAACAGGUAAAAUUUGUUUUUGAAGCAUUUAAGAAACUUCGCCCUGGCAUACCCUUGAAAUGCCUUCAUGGGAGGAUGAAGCAGGAAAGAAGAAUGGCAAUAUAUUCUGAGUUUUGUGAGAAGCGGUCAAUACUCUUGUCAACUGAUGUGGCUGCAAGAGGGCUUGAUUUUAAUAAGGCGGUUGACUGGGUUGUUCAGGUGGAUUGUCCUGAAAAUGUAGCAUCUUACAUACACAGAGUUGGCAGAACUGCUCGCUACAAGUCUGGGGGUAGGUCAGUUUUAUUUUUGAUGCCUUCAGAGAUGAAAAUGCUUGAAAAUUUAGAAGCAGCUAAAGUUCCAGUACAUCUUAAUAAGCCUAGGAAGGAACGACUGCAACCAGUUUCUGGUUUGUUAGCAGCAUUACUGGUCAAGUACCCUGAUCUCCAGCAAUGGGCAAAAAGGGCCUUCAUAACAUAUUUGAGAUCCAUUCAUAUCCAGAAGGAUAAAGAAAUCUUUGAUCUUAUGAAAUUGCCUAUUGAUGAAUAUUCAGCAUCAUUAGGUCUGCCCAUGACCCCAAAAACCCGAUUUCUUAACCAAAAAAUUACAUCUAAAGCUGCGUCAACAAAACCAAUUUUACCGGAACCGAAAGAUUCUCACAGAGAAAUUGCAUUGGAGGUUCCAGGAGAGAAUCUGGACGUUAAUGGUCCUGAGGAAGAGGAAAAAGGCCUUCUUUUGCCGGACAAUUCCUCUGAUGAAGGGGAAGGGAAAGCACAUGAAAUUGUAGAUGUCAUACCACCAACGCGUGUUUCAAAGAAAAAGAAGCUCAAGAUCAACAUUCAUAGACCUAUGGGGACUAGAGUUGUAUUUGAUGAUGAAGGUAAUGCUCUACCUCCACUAGCUAGGAUUGCUGAUACACAAAUUGGCAAGGAAACACUGCUGCUGGAUCCAGAACAAAAAGCUGAAUACUAUAGAAAGAUGCGUGAGGAGUUGAAGAAGGUUGACAAAGAAGACAAGCUUGUGCAACAACAGCGUCGGAGAGAGAAGAAAAUGAAGGAAAAGAUGAAGUGGAAGGAAAGAAUUGCCGAAGAGGAUGACGACGAUAUUUCUGGGUCAGAAGGAGAUCAAGCUGCAGAUAGAAGGCAUAAAAAGAGUAAGAUAUAUUUUGAUGGUGAUAGUGAUGUCGACGCUAAAGGUACUGAAGUCAUAGGAGGAAAAGAGGGUAUCAUCUCCAAGCCUGUUACGUUGGAGGAGCAAGAAGCAUUGGCUCUGAAGUUGCUAAAUUCUAUGCACUCAUAGGAUAUGUCAUAUGCUGAUAUGCCUACUUAAGCUCGUAAGACGACCCAACAAAAAUGCCUUUGGAGGAAAGCAUUUUUUUUUUUUCCAGUGCAGUAAUAGUUAAUUAGAUAAAGGUUUAGACUUUAAGAGUGCAGAGUCGUGCGGUCAGCUCAGGCUUGAUCAAAAUUUUGCGGGAAUUGGUUAUUUUUCUUGUGAUUAGAUUUGCAGGAAAUGUUCGUGAAAGUGAGAUAUAUAUAUAUAUCUUAAUUAAAGUUUUUUCCUAUAUGAGAAAAAAUAGUUUCAACAAAGAACCCCACAAGGAUUAUGCGUGAUUGCAAGGAUACUUGAAACAAUUGAUAUUAACAUUUCAUUGGAAUUUUCGAUGACUGUUUUAAAU
Prosopis cineraria is the source of this 2956-nucleotide messenger RNA. RefSeq names its product DEAD-box ATP-dependent RNA helicase 32. Bases 343 to 2580 code for a protein of 745 amino acids. Gene Ontology annotation, cellular component: nucleus. The transcript has 9 exons. Gene Ontology annotation, biological process: rRNA processing. NCBI's taxonomy places the organism in Eukaryota, Viridiplantae, Streptophyta, Magnoliopsida, Fabales, Fabaceae. Gene Ontology annotation, molecular function: RNA helicase activity; nucleic acid binding; ATP binding. The record is from RefSeq and is a predicted model, not a curated record.